AUGGCUGCUCCAUCCGGGCUCUGUGCCGCCGUUGCCGCUGUGCAGGCCCCCACACCUGAUCAUAUUAUUUCAGCUGUUGUUCUGCACUCACCUUCAGUGUGCGCUCCACUAUGGACCGCAAAAGGGGUAACUGCCACAGGAUACAAACGGAGAGGAAAGCCUACAUGCUGCAGAAUGAUGGAUGACAGGAGAACUAUGCUGCACAUCCUUGAGGAGCCUCAGAUGAGAGGAGAAGGGGAAAGACUUAAAACAUUUCAGAAUUGGCCAGGAGAUGCACCUGUAACAUCUGAAGACCUGGCCAAAGCAGGCUUCUUCUUUUUAGGUCCUGGGGACAAAGUUAAGUGUUUUUGCUGUGGAGGGAUUUUAAGAUACUGGGUACACGGGGACAGCCCAGUCGCUGAGCAUAAGCGACAUUUCCCUACUUGCAGUUUCAUACUAGGUCAAGCUGUGGGGAAUAUUCCACUCCAAGCAGGCUCCUCGGACUCUGUGGAUGGCCAGCUACUGAGUCAGCUCCAGAGGAUGACUAUGGAUGACCAAGGAACAGCUGGACAAGCAGUCUACCCAGAGAUGGAAGCAGAGGAUUCUAGGCUCACCACUUUCCACAACUGGCCCACGGAAGCCUCGGUCCAGCCAGAUAUCCUCGCCAGAGCAGGAUUUUUCUACACAGGCCAUGGUGACAAUGUCAAAUGCUUCUACUGCGAUGGCGGGCUGAGGAAUUGGGAGCCAGGCGAUGACCCCUGGCAGGAACAUGCCAAAUGGUUUCCACGAUGUGAGUUUUUAAUCCAGUCCAGAGGGCAGGACUAUAUCAGUAACAUACAGGAUGCUCAUUUCCAUCUGGGUGACACUGUGGGAGGAUCACAGACCUCCACAGGCGGAAACAUUGGUUCCAGAAAUGAUAUAGUUGGAGGUCUGGGAGCUUCAUCAGCCAUGCUUUCUCCUGUGGUGCAAACUGUUCUCCAAAUGGGCUUUGAAGCUAGCCUGGUGGAGAGUUUGGUCCAGACCAAAUACCUCCUGACAGGCCAGUACUACAUAUCUGUAUCUGAACUGGUUACUGACGUACUGCAAGCAGAGGAGGAGGACAGACAGAGGGUUACAAAUAGCAGAGAGCCAGAGAUGAGGCAGGGUUCCAGUGCAGGAAAUGUGAGGACGCCAACACCUGUCAGAGAAAAAGACCCCAGUCCAGAAGAGCUGCUGAGGCAGCUGCAGGAAGAGAGGACCUGCAAAGUGUGCAUGGACAAACUGGUUUCCAUUGUUUUCAUCCCCUGUGGUCACCUGGUAGUUUGUGGUGAUUGUGCUGCCAGCCUGCGUCACUGUCCCAUCUGCAGAGCUGUCAUCAGAGGCAGCGUUCGUGCUUUUAUGUCUUGAGGCUGCAGUGAAAAGCUACCCCACUACAGGUGU
Melanotaenia boesemani (Boeseman's rainbowfish) is the source of this 1398-nucleotide messenger RNA. RefSeq names its product baculoviral IAP repeat containing 7 (gene birc7). Gene Ontology annotation, molecular function: cysteine-type endopeptidase inhibitor activity involved in apoptotic process; ubiquitin protein ligase activity. Lineage: Eukaryota; Metazoa; Chordata; Actinopteri; Atheriniformes; Melanotaeniidae. Gene Ontology annotation, biological process: negative regulation of apoptotic process; regulation of cell cycle; positive regulation of protein ubiquitination. The transcript is spliced from 8 exons. Gene Ontology annotation, cellular component: cytoplasm; nucleus. The coding region runs from base 1 to 1365 and encodes 454 amino acids. The record is from RefSeq and is a predicted model, not a curated record.